GGAAGCAAGAAGGGGGCGUGUUCAUACAGGCGAAAAAUUGAUUGAAAUUUUCUUUCAGCCGUCUGGCAGAAAUUAUAUAUUUAUUGUUAAAUUGCACAGAAAUGGCUGGACGAGCGCUUAAAUUCGGCUCGGCCCUGAAGGAGUUGAGGAUCCACUUGUGCCAGAAGUCUGAACAGAGUCGCGGAGCGAGGGAAUUCGUCGAAAAACACUACACCGAACUGAAGAAGUCGAAUCCACGUUUCCCAAUCUUGAUCAGAGAAUGCAGUGGUGUCCAGCCCCGUGUUUAUGCCAGAUAUGAUCUUGGAAAGGAGAGCAGCGUUUCUCUGAAUAAUCUUGGAGCCGAUGACAUCUUCAAGCAAAUCGAAAAGUUAGCAAAAUGAGGCAGCCUUGAGGGUUAUUGUUAUUUUGUAAAUAAAAGUUAGACAAAAGCACAUGAAAUUAUCUAUUAGAAGAAAUAAAAUUAUGACCUAAAAAUACAA
Molecule: messenger RNA, 479 nt
Organism: Neocloeon triangulifer
Lineage: Eukaryota; Metazoa; Arthropoda; Insecta; Ephemeroptera; Baetidae
Gene: ND-B8
Product: NADH dehydrogenase [ubiquinone] 1 alpha subcomplex subunit 2
Exons: 3
Coding region: 102-380 (92 amino acids)
Source: RefSeq, a predicted model, not a curated record